UGAAAUGGGUCCUAACAACGUUUGGGACUUGAAAACAAACUCACGAGGCACUCAGACAGACCUGGUUGCUGAAAGAACCAUCUCAGAAUGCCUUACGGAGUUAAAAUCCUCAGCAGAAUUCCAAGAUCUGACGUACAGGCUCAGCAGAUCUCACCAGGAUGAACUGUGCCUUCUUAUCACACGCGAGAAGAUGUUAGGUCUCCUAGGCAUGCCUGUUGACCCUGUCACAGUCUGCAUCACAGCCAGUGGCGUCUGUAGUCUGAAUGUUAUUUUUUUGCCCAUUGAUACCCAUAACAUCAUGCACAACGGGCAGAUUUCUCUCAAACUGUUCCGCAACAUCCUUCGCAAGCUGAAUGGAAGAGCAGGCUAUGGAUUUUGCCCUGGCUUUAAGGUGGAAGACUUCCCCAAAGACUUUCCUUUUAGUAAGUAUGGGCUGAAGGUCCUUCAGCAGCCAUUCAUGCGGGUUCAGGCAAAAGGAUGUCCAGUUUUUUAUCAGUGUCAGAAGCUUCGUGCCACUGUGCAGCCACUGGGCUUGGAACUCUGCCCCAUCUGCUGGAAGGCUGCUGCUGGCUACAAGAGCUCCUUAGAGAGUCCAGAUGCUGAGAUGAAGGUUCCAGCAACACAGAAAGGUUCCCAGCAUUACGCAGUAACCUCAUUUGCAAAUUCUCCAAGCAUGUCUGAGCAUAUGGCUGGACUUCAUAAUGGAACAGCAUCAGUAAUAAAGAGUGAAAUUGGUGGUUCAGUUAAAGAGGAAAGAAAGCAGAAUUGCUUACAGUUGAAUGAAAAUGUUAAACCUUCCUCAUCAGUUUCUCACUGCAAGACAUCACGAAAACAUUCACAAUCUCUCAGAAAGGAAUCAGUGACAUCUGUAUUGGACUGUCAAAGUUAUGAAAAAAAUCCAGCCAGUAAUCCCUUGUCUGUAGGAGACACAUCAGUGCCUUCUGCAGCUACAUCCUUGGAUGUGGAAAGUGAACAAAGCUCAUCUAUGUCACUGACGGCAGCCAGAGAUAAGAGCAAGAAAGAUUUUCAGCAAGCGUCGGAGGCGACUGGCAGUCAUAGACUAGUUCUUUCAGCCCGAAUCAAACCUUUUCAAACAUCCCAGAAUUUGCCGUCAGAUGUGGAUAGAGAUAUUCAUGAAAUUGUUCUUGCAGACACUAAUGCCAAGCUCAGUCUUUGUCAGAAACAAGCACAGAUCAAUUCAUCAGCAAGUUCAGGGGAUGUGGAGAUGAUUGCCCAUCGUGAAUCAGAGGCAUCUGGCGAAAUUGUUUUGUCGCCUUACAGUUCUCCUCUGCCACUAUGCAUUGAUGAAGAUGCAGAUGAUAACUGAAGAACCAGAUUUGAAGCGUUCUUGCUUGCGGUGCUCUGCAUGUCAGGAGUCUUCACAUCAUCAGCGGAGCUCAGUGAUCAUUGUGUCAACUGCAGCCAGCAUACCAAGACAGAGCACUAGAAUCGGCAGUCACCAUCACUGCCACAGCUGAUACCAAAUCGGAAGAUGCCCCACCAACAGUGACAAUUGUGAAAACUGCAGACUUAGCACUUGCACCGCAGUCUCAGUCCAAAAUUUGCCCCAUUUGCCAGCAGGGAUUUUCUAUAUAAGCAUGAUCUUGAGAACCACCUGGUGCAAAAACAUAGGGCUAAGCUUCACCCUUGUCGUUACUGUGGCCAAAAGUUUGCACUUAGAAGCAACUUGUCCGCCCAUCUGCAGCACCACAGAGGCAGUGCUGACUUGAAGUGCAAGGAAUGUGGGGCCAAAUUUGUAGGGAAGAAGGCGUUUGCUGCCCAUGUGAAAACUCACAUGGGUAGCUACCCCUAUUUUUGCACCCUCUGCUCUAGAUUUUUUGGUAAUGUCAGCAGCUAUGAAAAACACAUGGAUCGACAUAAGAUGCGCCGACCUGUUAACAUGCUUGCAGGGAGUGUGAGAAUGGUGCAUGGCAUUUUAGGUAAAGCGAAAAGAUGUCUUGAAGAGAAAGUUCAGAUGAGUCUGUCUAGUAGCUUGACUGCAAGCAGCGAGAGUAGUCUGCCUACACUUGCAAACCUUGGAGAAAACGAACAAGGUGUUGUAAAUUCUGCAGAAGACAAGGUAGAAUCUGGUGAAAGAAAGGACUGUAACCAAGUAGAUAUAAUCAGAAGUAUGAAUCACACUGUUUCAAGUCCUGCAGAAGGUUUGUCAGGAAGUUCUCUGCCACAACCAAACACAGGCAUCUGUGCAUCAUCUCAAGACUGCUUGAGUGGUAUGUUCACAGCAUCCCAGUCCCCUGUCGAGCAAGGAAUUGCAGCUUCAGCUAAUUUACAGCUCCUGUCUGCUGUAAGUCUUGCCCAAGCAGAACUUGAUGGCCACAUUCCUUUAAGUGGUUCUCAAAAAGAGGCUCGAUUGCAACCAGAUUUAACUGAGAUCAGUAUUAUUGACAACUCUGCUGAAAAAAGCGUUGUUCCAAAGACAAACAGUACUUCAUCAUCUACCUCAUCACUGUCACCUACAACAUUUACCAACCCCAGGUCACAGCAGCGAGUCAUCAUGUCACUGAGCAAGCAGGAAACAGAGCAGAUGAUGCAGUUGGGAGCCCUGGACCCGCUAGAAAGUGGAGGAAGGGUCACAAUAGAGAAUCUUCCCUCGACAUUACGAGAAAGAAUUAAACAGGCUAUAGCCACUGGGGAAAGUUCUGGCAUUUCAUCCAGACAGGAAGAACCUGCUGCAGCUCCAGCCUCUGGUACCAGAGCUUUAGCUGCCUCUCCUCAGAGCAGCAGCUCAACACCUGUCUUCGAAUUAAACUUUAGCAGUUGUUCUGAAAACAGAGAUGUUGCACACAGAGGCAGACAGGAAUUGCAGGGAUGGGCCCUGGAUGGAGAUUUGUUGAAAGGAAAGACUAGCAGUGGGGAGCAAGGCCCCAUCAUUCAUAAACAAGGAAGUGAACUUCUACAGAGACUUGUUGCACCACCACUGUUACCCAUGGAGAUCCAGGAAGCAGACAACCUGCUCAAGCUGCCCUUAGAGCCCCUGAGUCUUUAACUGCUCAUACAUUGGCUGGCCAAAAUCUGCAAGAUGAGCAGAGCAAGACCAUUAAGAUGAGGACAGCAGCUGACCUUAGCCAGCCAGCCCAAGGUGGUGAGCAGGAGAGAGAUGCUCAAGGGAACACAACCAACAAAGCAGAAUUGUCCAGACAAGAGCAGUAUGAGAAGCAAAGGAAGGAUCACACAGCCGAAAAGGAUAGAGCCAUUCUUAACAAGCUGCUGAUAGCACAGCUUCUACAGCGCAAACAGAGGCUUGGAAAUGAAGGAGAGGCAAACUUGCCAGGGGAAAUAACAGUUAGCAGACACCUGGUGAGAGACAUGUUGGCAGCUCUAAACACAGCUGGUGGGUCAGCAGCUGCUGAACUACCACCUGUCUUUCGACAGCCCUUGCCUGGAUCUGCUCUUGGUGGUCACAAAUUAAGAUCCCCAUUUCCUUCUUCAGCUUCAGGCAUUCGGAUGUCAUGCCCACCUGUGGGAAUGAGACCUUCGGGACAAUCUGCCAGCCAAACUGUUGGUUCAGAAGCAUGUCAUACCCGAAAGCCUGGAGCAGAUGAUAUCACAAAACUGCCUUCUCCUCAGUUGAUUCAUGGCAGUGCCACUAAAGUCAAUGGUCCCAACAACAAAGAACCCCCUCAGCCAUCCUUUUCAAAUAUUACCUCAAAUUUAUCUAAACCCACAGAUGUAAGCUUGGUCCCUGCUGGGGGUAGAUCAGUCAACAGCCAGACAGGGCUACAGUCUUCCAGAGACAGUUUGCCGCAAGUAUCAGUUUUCAGUGAUGGAUCAAUGCUAGAGCAGAUGAUGAAACUGGAAUCUAUAAUGCCUUCAUCAGCAAAAGAAUUCUUGCCAUCUGCAUCUCCUCACAAGAAGACUCCAUCUCAAGCUUUGCGAUCACUCUGCAGCCCUCCCAUGGGACUGGAGAGUCCCAUGUCAAAUGCUCUAAAUGCAACUGUGGAAUCAGACAUGUCUGCUUGCAAGAAUGGCAAAAGAAGAUAGACAAGAAUCAGGGACUGCGGGCGAGGUCUGGUGCCCGAGAAAAGACUGGUGUCAGAGGCGGUGGAAGUCGGUCAUUGGAGGGAGAUCCCAAACACAGCCAGUGGUCUGGGGGCUUAGUGAAGGAGAAACCCAACAGAGUUGUGACAGUGGUGCCACCUGGUGAGAUAGAGCGCUUGCUCAAUCUUGCCAAGAAUGUGGUAUCGCCCAUCUCUUUGGAUAUUAGCACAGGGAGUCAGCCUUCCCCUCAGUCACCUGUCUCUCAGCCUUCACCUCGUCUCAGUUCUGUGGGGGUUUCCAGUUCAGCUUCGAGCACAUCGGCAUCAUCCCCUGCAACGCUGAUGGCAGGUCUGUCCCCUGUAUCAGCAUCACCAUCCUCACCAUCCAAUUCUGUUUCUUCUCGUCAGGCAACCCCCAUUAACAGACCUUCCUCUUCCCUUCCAGGAUCUCCACGUCCAUUCACAAUUCCUAUGCCUCCUCUCAUUCCAGCUGCAGAGGCCUUUGCACCCCCUCAUAUGCCGGCAUGGCAGAUAUCAUCUUCUUCGUCAUCAUCUUCUUCUUCAUUGGAUGAGGGUGACAUGGCACCUAUUGAUCUGACAAAGCCAGAUAAGCGGGUGCCAUUACAGGAGCCAUCUCCAUUUGCAGUUCAUGGUGGCCAGGUUACUGGUGACAGACUUUGCAGUCCCAAGCGUUCUGAUGCCACCAUGGCAGGCUCAGGAAUUCAAACCCAGGUUCCUCGAAGACUAGCCUCCAACGAGCAGAUCGAGAAAGAGAGGGGUAAUGGUGCCAGUAAAAAUUACAUAGAAGUACUAGACCAUGCAAACAGAUCUACAGCUCCUGCAUCAAUUCAAGGAGCUCCCCAGUCACUGUCCUUUCCUCAUCAUCCUCAUACAGUUACAAUGGCCCAAGAUAGUUUGACGCCACAUGCAACAGCAAAGGCAAGUAUGUGCUCGCUUCCUCUUUCGGCUGUUCAAACGCCUGUGUCCCACGAAGAAGCGGCUCUGCGGGGACCAUUGUCCAUAAGAGCAGUGACUUCACAGCAAAGACCACUGCUGCAUGCUUCAAUGACUUCACCAAAGAUCAUGUCUCAGAAUGUUGUCCGUCUACCACAGAAUGUGAUCACACCAACUCUUUUGGAAUCUCUGCAACCUGGAGUGAACCCACAUGUCAUAGCAGCACCACAGAGCAUCAGGUCACCAUUGGCUGCACAACAUCAAAACCCACCACCUUUUAUGCCAAAUGCACCUUCUCUGAAUUCUGUGGCACUCUACAGUAGAGCCCCUAGUGCAUCUCACACAACUUUACCCAACUUUCUCAUAGACCCCAAAACUGGGCCAGACGUAUCAUCCCUAGGGAGCACCCAGAGUUUGGCCAAAAGUGACCCCAUUCGGGCAUCUCCUCUAGGAGGGUUUCUGUGGCACAGACCACAAGUGUCAGAAGGCUUGAAGGGAAAAGGUACUGAUGUUCAUGACAAUAAUACUCGUGGCUUGUGCAAACCUCUGGAAAGAGAAUCACUAGUGCAGCAUGCUGAUGUUUCACAUCGUCAUGCAAAUAAAGAUCAUGAAAGCAAUGUGAGGUCCAUAGCUGGGGCACACCACCCUGCUUCUACCAGUUAUGGCAACCGAAUCAUUGAUGCUGGUGCAUGUUCAACAGAAGAAGUUGACAGGACAAACGAGUGGAGGCAGAAUUUCAUCAGCGUCUUGCAUCAGACUCGCUCCAGCGUCCCCACCAGCAGCCAUUGGAGUUUGAACCAAUGGAGGCUCAGCCCCUCACUUUGGAUGUCCAGCCUGCGCAACAACAGGAAGGUCAUCCUCGUCGUACAGUUGCCAAGCAGCCGAGGGGCAGGAGGAGAACUGAACCUAAGCGUUCACGUGCCAUGUCCAAAGAAACUUUGUUAACGGCACCAGCACAAACAGUUCCUGGCAAUUCUGUGUCACCUACCUUCCCGCAAGAAGACUGCUGGACUGCAGGAGGGGAGGAAAAUGCUAGUGAGAGACGGUAUGUUCUGAGCAACUUGCCAGCUGACGCAUGCAUGUCAACUCCAGUCAUGGUGCCGAGAGAGAGCAGCUCAAAGAGACGUUCUGUAGGAGCUGUCAAAAAUACAGGACAUCUUACCAACCAAGCCAGUCCUGCAAACAUGGCAGAAAAUGUUGAUGCAAACAGGUCAGCACAAAUGAGGUCUCAAGAUCUCCAGCAGAGAAGAGAAGAAUGUUUUGAUGGGGCAAGGAACGAAAGGGUUGCAGUGGACACAGAUGCAGACAUGAAGGCAGAUUCUGGGGAAGACUUUGUACAGUGUGAUGGUUGCGGCAAGUGCUUCUACAAUGAGGAAGAGAUCCUCAAACAUGAAUGUGAAUCUUCAUAGCCAGUACCACAAACUGCAGUGUUUUGUCCUCACUUUUUGCUGUCUUCCUUGCGUGGCCAGAAAAGACAUUUGGCUGGUUACUGAAUUGAAAAAAAAAACUUGCCUUUGAGAUGAAGAGUAAAUAAGAAAGCAAAGUAUGGCUAAGUGACCAGCAUGUGAAAGAGUCAAAAAACUAAUACAAAAUAAUCACACGAACCUCGAAAGAAGAAAAAUCUACUAUGGAUGCUGACUUUAAGUAGAUUUCCUUUUACAGACAUGGAAAUGUAGAAAAUCUCCCAAGAAAUUUUAAAAUUAUUAACCUUUCAGCUUCUUCUUUGCAGUUCUUGUUAAAGUAAUCAUUAUUUUUCUACUGUUUUGAAGAAUUCCUUCCAAAACAUGACUUUGUAAUUGCUUAAACUUCAUCAUGCUUGUAGUGAGCAGAAGUAGAAAGUUUGGUUUUUAAUGUUUUUGAUGAUGGUCUGUUGACAAUAACAGAGACUCAUAAUAACUACAAAUGAAUUUUUGGAGUCACUUUGUUUCACAGAAUUUGAAAGGCUUUAAGUAAGAAUGUUAAUGUGUUUUUAAUGAAUUAAACUAGUAACAUGAAGGAAGUCCCAUGGCUGCAUUGUCAUAAAGAAGAAAUAAUUUUGGGAUUAGUGGAAAUCAUAAUAUUUUUUUGUGAAAGUAGGUCAUAUGCUGCAUCUUGUUUUUGCAUUUCUGAAUUAUAUGGCAUUUGUAGUUGCAAAAGUUCUGUUGCUCAGUCACAUAGAUCUUCCACGGUAGCUUUUGUUUGCCAUUUGGCAGAGAAAACACUCCCCCACCAAUACUGAAAAGAUGCUAGAAAACCAUAAAAAACAUGGUUUAAAUUUUGAUAAUGUAUCAACACAUUAUUAUACCUACAAAAAUCUUUAUUUUUAUUACAGUGGAAAUCCCAGCUCCUGUGAGAUUUAUUUUUCAGAAGCAGCACUGAAUUUGUCAGGAAAACCUAAUAGGCUAUUUAUGAUAUAGUUCUCUGGGCACCAAUCACUAACCCAGCCGGAUAAAUUAACUAGAGCAUGCGUCGUCUGUUUACAUCCUGUUUACUGUCAGACAAAGUCAUAUAUCACACAGUUUUGUAUAGCAUGCCAUUUAUCUUUGAUUAGCAUGUGCCAUGGCUGCUCUCAAAGGAGAGUAAGCUUAGCCAGAAGGGUGACGCUAGUUUUUCAAGUGAAAUAAUGAUGAGCCAAGCAAGGAAAUGAGUUUGUAGCUGCUUGUUUGCCUACCAGUGCUUGAGAUUUUAUUUAGUACAUGUGUAGCCUCUUAAGGGUUUUUAAAAUAAAUGUUAACCUCCUUAGCAUUAACCCUUAGCAUUAGUUGAGCAUGGAAUUUAAGAUAAAAAUGGUUAAUUUCAAGUGCUACUCAACGCUACAUCUGAAGUCAAAUCAGGGUACCCUCUGUAGAGUUCAACGUAAAUUUUUUUUUUUACAUAAAAUUCUAAGUUGCUUGAUAUUAUUUUCAACUUAAAGUCAACUUCAGCCUUUUGAAAGCAUGAAAUUUUCAAGCAUCUUCCGUUUUGCUUCUUUUUGUGAUGUUGGCUUGUGUGGAAAAUGUUUAUCAGACUAUUAGUUUAUUGAAAGCACACAUCCAUAAGCAUGCACUCUCUCUCACACACUCACCAUAUUUAGUCACAAAGUUAAACUGAUCUCAUUUUACCCAGGUUCCUUGAAUGCUGCCCAUAAUAAUGGAAAAAGUAUGUUAAAAACAUUUUUCUGUAGGAUUUUAUAGUUAAAUAUUUAAUUUCCAGGAUGACAAGAAUGUAUUUUAUUAGCAUCACUUAUAAUUACGAUGGGCAGUGAUACAUACACUUAUUAUCUAUGAAAUAUCGAUAGGAAGAUGACUCAGUUGUGGUUAGGACCCUUACAAAUUUAUUCUUUUUUUCCCUCAUAUUAGAAUUUGUUGCUCUUGUUACAUUCAAAAUGUUAUUAUAAAAGCUUUAGCUAUUGUACCACUGCAAUUUAGACCUUCUCAAAGGACGUUUAUUAGUCUUGAGAAAACUGCUAUAAAUUCCUGUGAUAGUCUCUGUCAGUCGCCUUCUCAGUUUGCUCUUUUUGUGAUUAUGUAUUGUUUGUAAACUUCAACACUACUUGACAGAAAUAUGCAGAAAUAAUUUAAUGUCAGUACAGUCCCCUUAUAAAAGCGACAAGAUGCAAAUUUUCCUAAAACAUGUAAUUUAAUUUACAUUAUCUAUUUUAUGUGUGUGUAUAUACAUGAAGAGUGGUUUCUUUAAAACUUUGAAGUCUUUUCUGAUUGACACUUAUGCUUGCUACUUAUUUUUUUACAUUUUCCAGAUGUGCCAUAAUAAAAAAUGUAAAGCAUUUUUAUUAUUUUUGAACUUAUUGUAUAAUAGUGGAAGAGAUAAAGGCCAUAAACAAGACAUUGGGCUGUAAAGUUAGCCAAAGCUGAAAACUUCUGUUGUAUCCCAGCAAUUGUAACAGGAUAUAAUAAUAUUGGCAUUGUAUAUACAUACCAUCUUGCUUAUCAUAUAAGCAUAGCUUAUUAAUAUAUUGAAGGUAUUUGUAUUUUUGACUAAGAUCUCUAGAAUGACUGUGUAUAUGCUUUAUGAUGAAAUAAUAUGUAAUUUGUUACUUACAUUCAGAGCCAUUGUAAUCUGUUUACUUCAUCAACAUGUUCAGGAAUUCCCCUUUGUUUUAAAAUCUUUAGUCUGUGAUUUUUUUUCUUAAUAUAAACAUUUUCAAGGCUGUGGGGAAAGAAAAGAUGUUACAUUUUUCUUAUAGAUUUAUGUUAUUGUUAUAAAAAAAAUACAUUGAUUGACUGUAUUUAUGAAGUUUGAAAAAUGUUCAGGGAAGGAAGUCUUAUUAUCUCCCUUGGCAAUAGUGUUGUGCGCAUGAUUGAAAUUUUAUUAUGAAAAAAAUUGCGAUGAAUGCUUAAUCAGUACAUAAUGCUUGAGGUUUCAUUCAUGGAAUUUUCAAGAUCCAUGAUGCAAGAUUCUGACGUGCUUAAAGUUAACCAGCCAUAUAACUGUUUGCAAAAAGUUGAUGUAAAUAAAUUCAGUUUAGGCAAUAAGAGAGAAGAUACAGGAAAAUUGUAUGUAUGAACUGCAGAAACUCACUUUCCAUAUAAGUAAAGUUAAUGUUCGUCAGUCUUCCUAUAGCAUAAACAGCAUAGAUAAAUCAAAUUAACUGAAUUAAAGGUGUUAUAGUACACAGGCACAUGUAGCAGCUACAUAAUUUCAUAUAAUGUUUCCCAUUCUAAUGCAUAAAAGAUACAAAGGGAAAAAAAGGGCCUUUGGGUGCUUGUACAGAGUUGUGAGAUUAGUAAUGGCUAAUAAGUUUCAGCUGCUGAUAUUCAUAUCCCAUUAACAUGAUUACCUUAUUUACACAUUUAUCAGUGUUCCUUGUAGUCGCUGUGUGAAGCAAAACCUGAAGAAAAGGCCACAUAUCAUGUUAAUGAACUUUUGAAUUUGGCAAAAAAAAGUAGAACACAUGGAGAGUGAAUCUUCAAGAGGUGUAGUCUGCUAUGAUGGCAUCGGGGAUGUUGAUUUCUAAGUUGAAACAAACUGUGUACAAAAUAUGUAUACAUAAUUACAGCAUCAUGUUUUGUAGUCUCAGGGUUUCUAUGCUGCAUUCCAUUUAUUUUCAGAGUCUACAGUGUUUGAAUGUACAUAGUGUUUAUUUGUAUUGACAUGGUUGUUAACAUCCUCUUUUCAAACCUGUCAUGAAAGAAAUCAAUAGAAUAUUAUUUGUUUUCUGCACACAUGUCACCUUCCCUCUGCUUAAUGUCUCCUACCUAAAUAAUUAUGUCAAAGUAUUUUGUGUAAACACCUUCGUGUACAUACAAAUGGUCUGACUCUUCAUACAAGUUUUUUCUCCUUGACCUCCCCUCUUCCAUCCCUCCCAAUAGCCUGUAUUACCACCAGUUUGACUGACUAUGACUAAGCAUGUCGUUAAAGAACGAUGUUGUCGUUGACAGUGGGAUAGUUUAAAGUGCUUUCUAUGUGGCAUUUUCAUGUUUUAUUUGUCUUCUAUGACUUGUUUUGCCAUGAUAUAGCCCUAGUUGCUGGCACGGCAUUAAAUACAAAGAAACUAUGACUUGUUAGUAGCAUUCAUCAGCCAGUAACUCCCUUUGUUUACUGUGGCACUGACAAGCUUGGGGAUCCUCAUAACGGGUGGAUCCUUUCUGUCAUUCUUUCUCAUAGUAUAUGCUUUUUAGCAAAAAUACAUAGGUGUUAUUAUUUCCUUUCAGACUCGUAAUUUAAUUCUAUUUUUAUUAUGGGCAGCAGUGGCUAAAUUUCUGAAUUAUGGUGAUAUGAGAAAGGGGAAUCUGGUUUCAGUGACUGCUUGCUUUCUUCAUCCUUUUAGUGGUGUUGUCUCCUCUGCGAUGUCUGUUUUACAGACAGUUUUGGGGCAGUGGCGGAACACUUUUGGCAUUUUAAUUGAGUGGUGGUAGUACUAUAACUUAUCGUAUAGUUGCAUACAAGUGGGUUUUGAAGAUGUCAUUAAAGAGUUUAAUAUCUGCCUUAUAUACUGCAUACACAGAUCAUUUUUAACUGGGAAGCGUUUCUACAAUGCUUAGAAUCUACCUUUAGAAGUGGCAUUUUGCGAAUGUUUGUCCCAUGUGAUUGUUCUAAAGCGAUUGGUCUUCUUGUUACAGAUACUCCUGAAGUCCCAGUUUUAUAGUUAACAUUGUUGGUGUAUGGCAUGUUUUAUACAAACAUUUUAUAAAUAUGUGGGCAUUAUUCAAUGAAACCUUUACUCUUUAUUUGUUCAUACUGCUGCUUUAGCUCUGAUGUUAACACAUUGAUUUAAAGAGGCUAUGCGCAGUUUGGUUUAUGAACAAUUGAUCUACACAAUUCUAGAUGACAGAUUUGUGAUUGUAACACAUCCUAAACACCUACUAUAUAUGAGUAAAGACAAAAUUACCUCAUAAUUUUUUACUUUUCAUGAUUUUUGCUGCAGAAGAAACAAGUAAAACUGCACCUUUUUUUUUUCUUCUGUGAAAUACUUUGCAUGGAAUGAUUCUGUUGGUGCAUUUCUUUUUAAACACUCAUAUAGUGAUUUAGUAAGAAGAUACACCUAAGCCUUGCUACACAAUACAGCUUGUUGUAGUGGAUAUUGUAUUGUCUGAAUGGCUGUCUACUAGCAGAGUGAAGGAGUGUACAAGUGAUUAUCCUUAACAAUUGCUUGUAACUUGUACAGUUUACAGUGCAGAGUGUUGCACUUUUAUAGGUCACAUCAACUCCAUACUGUGCUGCAUGAAUCAAUCCCUAGAGCAGUCUGGAAGUUCAGACAUAGAAAUGAAAGAAAGAAAUUCUCAAAAAUCCUGAAACCAUUUCCUGUAAUGGUCUCUGUAGACCAUCAUAUAAAGUGUAAAAGGAGACAGAAUGCAAAAAUCCAAAGUACAGUGUAAACAAAACAUUAAAAAGAUUCCAUGUAAAUUUGUCUAAUUCUUUUUCUCUCUCAUUUGUGUUUGUGUGUGUGUGUUAUUCCAACAUUAUUUUACCAAUAGAUGUGGGGAGCGGUUAACCUUCAGCUUAGCACAACAUUGUUCAGAACCUCAAAGCAUGCCAACUAGCCAGGUCAGAUACCCAUUUGACAUAGCUCAAUCAACUUCCCUCUAAUUGCUGCAGUCUUUGAAUUCUGCAGAGGGUUGGGGAAGGUAAGGCACUGUGCAAGAGAUGGGCACAGCCCUCGCAAAAUCUGCCCAUCUCUUUCAACAUCUCAUGACAUUAUAGUUAGGUUGUUACAUUGUUUUCAGAAACCUGCAAAAGGAUAGUGAUCUUCAAAGUUACAGUGAGUUUGAAUGUUCACUUUUUAAAAAAAAAUUGAAGUCUUUCUGUAAACUUCAUUGGCAGCAUAUUAUAGCUUAGCAUAGUAUGAGAAACAUUGUUUCCAUGAUGAUGCUGAGCUACUAAGCAGACCUCUUAACUCCUGUUGCUUUCAGAUGCUGCAGAUUUGUAACUAUGCAGAAUAUUUUUUAUUGAUUCUGUGUGCAUACUACUCAAUACAAUUGCUUUUCACA
Molecule: messenger RNA, 12358 nt
Organism: Pomacea canaliculata
Lineage: Eukaryota; Metazoa; Mollusca; Gastropoda; Architaenioglossa; Ampullariidae
Product: nascent polypeptide-associated complex subunit alpha, muscle-specific form-like
Exons: 3
Coding region: 4341-5897 (518 amino acids)
Source: RefSeq, a predicted model, not a curated record